AUGUCAACAAACGGCACAAACGGUGUCCGCACCAACGGCACCAACGACUCCGUCAGCAUGGCCGACAAGCUCAAGAACAACCGUGCGCGGCGCAUCGUCGAUGCCGCCGCCGCCGGUGGCUAUGCCAUCCCGGCCGUCUGCUGCUACACGCUCGAGGCCGUUGUUGCCACGGUGCGCGCCGCGGAGGCCAAGCAGUCGCCGGCGCUGAUCCAGCUGUUCCCCUGGGCCAUCGAGUACGCCGACGGCUUGCUGCUGCACGCGGCCGCCGAGGCCGCCGACCGGGCGUCGGUGCCGAUUGGCGUGCACAUGGACCACGCGCAGACGCCCGAGAUUGUGCGGCGCGCGGCCGACCUCGGCGGGUUUGACGGCAUCAUGCUGGACAUGUCGCACUACGACAAGGCGGAGAACCUGCGGCUGACGCGCGAGCUGGUGGCGUACUGCCACGCGCGGGGGAUCGUGACAGAGGCCGAGCCGGGCCGCAUCAACGGCGUCGAGGACGGCAUCGAGGACACGGGCGACAUGGACGAGAUCCUGACGGGCCCCGCCGAGGCCGAGGACUUUGUGGCGUGCGGCAUCGACUGGCUGGCGCCGGCGUUUGGCAACGUGCACGGCGUGUACGGCCCAAAAGGCCCGCAGCUGCGGUUUGAUCUGCUGACGAGCGUGCGCGCGGCCGUCGGCGACCGCGUGCGGCUGGUGCUGCACGGCGCGCACGAGCGCUACUUCCAGGAAGAGCUGCUGCGCACGUGCAUCCAGCACGGCAUGGCCAAGGUCAACAUCAACGGCCCUGUGGCGGCGGCGUGGACGCAGGUGCAGGGCGAGCUCAGCGGCAAGGUGUCGCUGACGGCGCUCGUCGAAAAGCAGACCAAGGCGAUGCAGGACGUCGUCGAGUACCACAUGGACUACCUGAUGUCGACGGGGAAGGCGGGCGGCGUGGGGAAGGCGGCAUAG
Messenger RNA from Sporothrix brasiliensis 5110, 948 nucleotides. RefSeq names its product tagatose 1,6-diphosphate aldolase. The transcript has a single exon. Gene Ontology annotation, biological process: carbohydrate metabolic process. Bases 1 to 948 code for a protein of 315 amino acids. Lineage: Eukaryota; Fungi; Ascomycota; Sordariomycetes; Ophiostomatales; Ophiostomataceae. The record is from RefSeq and is a predicted model, not a curated record. Gene Ontology annotation, molecular function: zinc ion binding; aldehyde-lyase activity.